UUAUGUCAAACAAUAUUAAAGGCACUUGCGAGCAAUUUUGUCCGGAAGCUGAAUCCAAACUACGUAUUAAAGAAAAACUUCUACAUUAUUAUGAACUAAAAAACGGCGAAAGGACCGUACCAGGAUUACUAGUAAAGGCAUUCGCACGUUCUGCAGCAGGUGUGAAGGCGCCAAGAACAAAGGAUUUGCGUACAGAAAGAUGUUUACAAAAAACAGUGGAGUACUUAUUAAAAGAUAUCGUUUUAGACAAACGGCGGCCGUACAAUUUUGUAUAUGAUUUCGUUUUUGAUCGCUUACGGGCCGUCCGACAGGAGGUGGUCAUGCAACGUUACGAUGAGAAGCAGACUUUAAAAUUACUAGAACCGAUGGUGAUGUUUCUGGCUUACAGUCGCUAUAGGCUUUGUGAAGAGCAAAUAGACAACUUCGAUCCGAAAAUUUGCAAUCAGCACUUGCAAGAAUGCCUAAAGCGGGCAUUGUGUUGCUACGAUGAAAUCGAUGUGCAAAGUCUCAAUUUAAAUGAAUUAAACAGGCGCAGUUUUCUUGAAGCAAUUUACCUACUUUUCAAUUUAGGAACAUCAGAGGCGUUAAAUCGUGCAUUAGGUUUACCAACUGAAGUGAGCAAAAGUGAGGUAUUUGCUUCAGCUUUUCAAAUCGCCAUACACUAUCAUCAAGGAAACUUUUAUCGCGUGCUCGUAGGUAUUCAAAAACUACCACAUAUUUUAAGCGCUAUGGCUUCUUUGAAUCUACAGAAACUAAGAAGUAAGGUUUAUUUGGUGUUCGCGCAUGCAUAUAAUAGUACACAACUGAUGGUUCCGACCAGCUUUCUAAGCAAAUUGUUAUUACAUGAAGAAGUUGCUGAUUUGCUAGCUGAUUGCAAAUAUUACAAUAUAAAAAUAUGUGAUGAUAAGAAAAACAUACAAUUUAUGAAAUCUGAUUUCAACACAAAUAUCGUGGUAAUGAAAGAGAAACAUGAAUGUUUUGUUGACAAAAAGUUUGAGAAAGUAUAUCUGCCCGAAAUUUUGCUUUUAAAACGUUUAUAAUAUUUUUAAUGUAAAUAUAU
Ceratitis capitata (Mediterranean fruit fly) is the source of this 1060-nucleotide messenger RNA. Its product is annotated as germinal-center associated nuclear protein. NCBI's taxonomy places the organism in Eukaryota, Metazoa, Arthropoda, Insecta, Diptera, Tephritidae. The transcript is spliced from 7 exons. The coding region runs from base 3 to 1040 and encodes 345 amino acids. Gene Ontology annotation, cellular component: spindle; centrosome; nucleus. The record is from RefSeq and is a predicted model, not a curated record. Gene Ontology annotation, biological process: centrosome duplication; spindle assembly.